AUGACGUGUUUGGCGGUUGAGAUGACGUGUUUGGCGGUUGAGUUGAUGUGUUUGGCGGUUGAGAUGACGUGUUUGGCGGUUGAGAUGACGUGUUUGGCGGUUGAGAUGACGUGUUUGGCGGUUGAGAUGACGUGUUUGGCGGUUGAGAUGACGUGUUUGGCGGUUGAGAUGACGUGUUUGGCGGUUGAGAUGACGUGUUUGGCGGUUGAGAUGACGUGUUUGGCGGUUGAGAUGACGUGUUUGGCGGUUGAGAUGACGUGUUUGGAGGUUGAGAUGACGUGUUUGGCGGUUGAGAUGACGUGUUUGGCGGUUGAGAUGACGUGUUUGGCGGUUGAGAUGACGUGUUUGGCGGUUGAGAUGACGUGUUCGGCGGUUGAGAUGACGUGUUUGGCGGUUGAGUUGAUGUGUUUGACGGUUGAGAUGACGUGUUUGGCGGGUGAGAUGAUGUGUUUGGCGGGUGAGAUGAUGUGUUUGGCGGGUGAGAUGAUGUGUUUGGCGGGUGAGAUGAUGUGUUUGGCGGGUGAGAUGACGUGUUUGGCGGUUGAGAUGACGUGUUUGGCGGUUGAGAUGGUGUGUUUGGCGGUUGGGAUGGUGUGUUUGGCGGGUGAAAUGGUGUGUUUGGUGAUUGAGAUGGUGUAUUUGGCAGGUGAGAUGUUGUGUUUGGCGGGUGAGAUGGUGAAUUUGGCGGUUGAGAUGGUGUGUUUGGCGGGUGAGAUGGUGUGUUUGGUGAUUGAGAUGGUGUAUUUGGCAGUACGCGAGGAACCAGUACGCGAGGAGGAAGUGGUCGAGCCCUACGUCCCGAUGCCAAUAACCAGGAAUAAGGGACCGAAUAAAUUUCCUAAACAAUCCAAGAAGACGCUUCCGAAGUUCGAGCCGUAUGCAUCCAAGAAGACGCUUCCAACAUUCGAGUCGCAUGCGGACGAUAUGGCCGACUUCAUGACGCCGAAGCUAGUGCCAGCGAAGCGUCGGGGAAGGAAGAGGCCAUGCGUGAAUAUCAUUUCCGAUGUGGUUUUGAAAAAAGCAGACACGCAAGAACCAUCAGGAAGUGGAAAAAAUAAAUGGAAACCGAUCCCAACAUCAUCACCCCCGGCUACGACAUCCACGAUUUCUGCUCCGAUCGUGAUUGCGGCUCCUCUACCUACACCGGCCAAAUUCAAAAGAUCAUCGGAGCUGUUGAAAUCCCGUGUAGUGACCGCAUCAACCAUUGCCCCUGUCAACGAUGACGAAGACGAGAUCCCAGCCACUCAAGAGGCGAAUCAAGACCUGUAUCAUAAAAUGAAGCAGUAUGUUGAGGAAUUAAAGCUGAGGAUAAAAGCCGCCGUUCGGACACAGGAGAAGGCCAUGGAAGACACUGAAGCAAAACGUCGAGAGAAACAUGCAGCAGCCCACAUAAAAAACAAAAAUCGGCACCCGAAGGCGCCGUAG
Messenger RNA from Phaedon cochleariae (mustard beetle), 1425 nucleotides. The record is from the annotation of a GenBank genome assembly. NCBI's taxonomy places the organism in Eukaryota, Metazoa, Arthropoda, Insecta, Coleoptera, Chrysomelidae.